AUGAUUUCUUUUGAUGAAAUACUUGAAAAAAAUAUUAAAACAGGUAAGUAUUAAAUCAGAACUCUUUCCAUUAUAGGAUUAUAAGAAUUCUGUGCAGGUCUUGAAUAUUUAUUUAUGUCUAUCCUUAUGGCCAUUUUGAAAGAAGAAUGGAAUCUAUCAUAAAAUUAAGUAGCACUUUUAAGUUCUAUAUUUCUAUUUGGAGUUGUUUUGGGAAAUUUCUUCUGUGCUUUUGUUGCUGACUUAAUAGGAAGAUAAAUAACAUUUAUUAUUUUUUCAGGACUAUCAGUUAUUUUGAUAUUCUAUACUAGCUUUUGUAAUACAUACAAAGAAAUUUUAAUUUUACGAUUGUUAUAUGGAUUAACAUUUGGUACACUUAAUCCUUUAGGUUAUGUUUAUAUUACAGAAAUUACUGAACCUCAAUAUAGAGGAAGAUUUUCUUAUGCUCUCACAUUAAUAUAUAUUUUAGGAAAAAUAUACUUUGUUUCUUUAUGUUUUAUAUUUUUGGAUGAUUAUACAUCUGGAAAUUGGAGAGGACUUAUUAGAUUUAAUGGAAUUCCAAUUUCUAUUGCAUUUAUACUCUCUAUUCUAUAUUUAACUGAAACCAUUAGAUAUCAUCUGAGUAAAGGUUAAUAUGAAAUAGCAAUUCAGCUUAUUGAUUCAUAAAUCACUUAAAAUGGCAACUUAGACACAUUAUUAUGUGAUUUUGAAGUAUGUUUGUUAUACUUAUUAAGAAAAAUGCUUUGAUAAAUUGGUCUUAAUAAUAAAAAAUUGAACUUUUAUAAGAAGAAAUAAAUCUUUAUGGUGUUUUCUCAAAAGAUUAUAGAAAAGUUACAAUACUAUUAUGGAUAAUGUAUAUACUUACUAAUUUUUAAGAAAUGACAAUUUUUCUUUUAUUGCCAUUUCUAUUUCAAAAUAAUAAUUCAGGAUUUCUUCCUAUGUUUAUUUUGUAUUUGAUUGAAUUUAUAUUUGCAUCAAUUAUUUAUAAUUUUAUUGAUAACAUCAAAUUUGGAGGUAGAAUUAAAAUAAUUGCUUAUUCAGCUAUUACUUUAAUAAUAUCCAAUGCUAUUUUAUUUAUUUUUAGGGAAAGAUUUUUAUAUUUAGCCUUAUUCUUAACAAAAAUUGCUAUAAGAGGAUUAUUUGCAACUAUUUGUAUAAUUUGUUGCGAGAGCUACCCAGUUAAAUUAAGAUCAUAAGGAUAGGGAAUAGCAUAAGCAGUUGGAAAAAUAGCAGUACUUCCUUCUCCAUAUUUAUUAAUUCCACUUUAUUUUAUUGAUCCAUAUCUACCAUUUGCUGUGUUAUUCUUUUUAGCUAUCAUUAUUUUGGCUAUAGAUUUUUUUUUCUAACAAGAUAAAACUCAAAAACAUUUAGAAACUUUGAAAUAAGAGUGA
This is a messenger RNA of Paramecium sonneborni, 1388 nucleotides long. NCBI's taxonomy places the organism in Eukaryota, Ciliophora, Oligohymenophorea, Peniculida, Parameciidae. The record is from the annotation of a GenBank genome assembly.